Messenger RNA from Pneumocystis jirovecii RU7, 5775 nucleotides. RefSeq lists its product as uncharacterized. Bases 1 to 5775 code for a protein of 1924 amino acids. The transcript has 14 exons. Gene Ontology annotation, molecular function: helicase activity; transcription termination site sequence-specific DNA binding. NCBI's taxonomy places the organism in Eukaryota, Fungi, Ascomycota, Pneumocystomycetes, Pneumocystales, Pneumocystaceae. Gene Ontology annotation, cellular component: nuclear body. Gene Ontology annotation, biological process: termination of RNA polymerase II transcription. The record is from RefSeq and is a predicted model, not a curated record.
AUGCCUAUAGAUGAGGCGGGAUUAGAGCAGGUUCAUAAAAUUAUUGAAGAAAGCUACAAAAAUCUGGACGAUGCAAGUAUUCAGCAAAGAGCGUUUCAAGAAUCAUUAAAGUAUCUUGGAAGCCUUACUGAUGAAGAACAUUGGUUCUGUACAGAGAAAUUGACUGCUCUGAUUAAAGAAUCAUUACAGCUUUUUGCAUUUUUGGGGAGUAACGCGUUAUCAUGGUUGAAAAUGAAGUUUAAGAUGCAACUCGAAAGAUGUCAUUUAUGUAUUAAACAUUACCAUGUUCUCAAAUCAGAUAUUAAAAAAUUGUAUGAGGGUCGUGAAGAAUAUCUGAAUACAAAUAUUCAUGAAUACAUUGAUCAUUUGGAUGAGUUUGAUUAUGAACGUGUACUUGAAUCAUUAAUGGUUGUUUUAACACAUACUUCAUUCGAAACAGAUAAGGAUUUUGAUAUGACACAUCAAAUAUUUAUUCUAGUAUAUGAAUGUUUAUGGGGUAUUGAUUUACUUGAAAAAGAAGAAAUUAGGGAUAAAUUUAGAACUCUUUUCCUUGGAAUUCAGAGAAAUGGUAAAUUUUUACGUAUCUAUGAUGAAGUGGUUCCUGGGAUGAUUUAUUUUUUGUUUGACGAAAAAUUUGGAGAUUUUAAUUCAUGGGCAAAAAAAUCAUUAGAAAAACUUUCUAGAAAAUUGAACUCGUCUGAAUUCACUUCUAUUGCAAAAGUUCCAUUUACAGUUUCUAUGGAUAAUUAUUUAAAGACAAAUAGCACAUCAUCCAUUAUAUCAGCUUCGAUCUUUUGGAAGGGUGCAUCAGUUUUAUUUCAUUAUAUAGAAAAAAAUUCUAUUAUUACAGAUCUUUCAAGUCAAGGAUGGGAUAUAGUAGGUCUUACUUGUUCACGAUUAUCUGAAAAUACACCUGUAAUUUUAGAUGUUUUGGACGUAUUUUCUGAACUUUUAGAUGUUCUUGGUACAACGUUUUGGGAACAAGCAAUAUAUUGUAAUCCUCUUAGUGUUAUUGAUGUAAUAUUUCGAAAUGAUUAUCUGCAUAAUAUGAUUAAAAACAUGAAUAAAGACAAUAAAAUGGAUGAGGAUUUUUCUAGAGUUUUUGUUACGCCUUUUACAUGGAUAAAAUCGUUUAUUAAUAGCCUUCAAAAUUCGAAUCGACAUCAUUCAUGUUCAAAAUUUUUGUUUUAUUUUCUUGAAUACUUUCAACGUGACGGAUACUCAAAAGAAAAUAGAAAUAAUUAUAAAAUUUUAGCUUGUCAGAUUUUAAGUUUAACAUUCGAAAUUUUAUUAAAAAGUGAAUCUUUAGAUUUUGAUACAUAUUUGAUACUAGUUGAAGAAAAUAGAAAAGUUUUCGAAAGUUAUUUAAAAAUUAUUGUUGAGGAAUUGUUGUUCUCUACUGAUGUAAAUAAUCAUGUAAGGGCUAAAGCAUGUCAGCUAGUAGGACUUGUUUUAAGUGUGGAUUGUAAAAUUUUGCAGCAAGAAUUUUAUAAUAUAACAAAAAAGAUCGAAAAUCCUGAUAAUACUAUUAUAACUAUUAUGAACUAUAAUUGUGGAAAAAUAUGGGAUAUUUUGAUUCAAAAUAUUCAGAGUUGUGAUCUUGAUCUUAUAUCUCAAAUAUUUCAGUCCUUUUCUUUGUUGUCUUAUAUUGAAAUAAUAGGUAUAGAAUCCGAAAGGUCUGCAUAUUUUAAUAAAAUAUUUAUGGAUAUAAUUCUAAAAGUGAAUCAGUUGUUAGCUAAAUUUGAUGAAAUAGAUUCUAGUGUAUUUAAAGCAAUGUUACAGGUUCCUGAAAUUAAUUGCUCUAUUAUAUCAUUGUCGUUUUCUCCAAUUUUAGAAAUUAGUCAGUUAUCACUUAAUAUAAUUAAACAAGCAUAUGAUUGCGUGGAUCGGUAUCAAGCCUUUCGAUUUAAUUUGUCAUAUAAUUUUGUUUCUACAUUAAUGGGUUUAAUAGCUGUUAUUGAUAGUUUUAUGGAAAUACAAUCGUUUUUUGUAGCAUCUCAAUUAGUAAAAACAUCUAUUACUAUUCUUAGUAUAUUAUGUUCUUCUGAAAAUGGUCUUUUAUUGUCAGAUAAAUACAAUUCAAAAGAAAAUCAAUCAAUUUUAACAAUAUUGUGGAGUCAAUUUUGGAUGUUCUUAAAUAUGUUAUUUUCAUUCUCUUUAUCAUGGGCUAAUGAUUUUCCAAAAGUUUCUAUGAUUGCUUUUUUAAGAAACGUAUUGGAGAUGGCUAAUAAUAUGGUCAAUUACUCUAAAAUAUAUAAUUCAAUUAUUUUAUUAAAUGAUGUGAACGAUUCAAAAGAAAACCUUGAUAAGUCUCAUGAAUUAUCUUUUCAAAUACAGGAUUGCCUUAAAUAUUCAUUUUCAUGGCUUCGUUUAAAUGACGAAGCACUUUUGGUUUCUACUGUUGAUUUUAUUUGUUUUUUGUUUUUUCGCCUAAAAGUUGCUAAUAUGGUUCUAGAAGAAAGCAUUUUAACUAAUCUUAGAAAUUUUCUUAAAAAAAAAAGUCAUAAAACUAAUCUUACUAAUGAGCAAAAAGUAAAAUUAUACUCUGUACUUCAGGAAUUUGAUUUUAUAUUGAAUAAAUCUAAUGAAAUAAGGGUUGAUAGUUCAACUACAGUAGAGUUUCAACCUUCUAAAAAUGCUGAAACUUUUUUGAAUAAUACUAAUAAAAAACUUAAAAAUGGUUCUGAAUUUUUUAAACUAAAGAAAUCUAUUCCUGAUUCUAUUUCAGAAACAAAGUCAAAAGUACAAUCAAAAAUAACUAUGGAGUUAUUUCAUUCUAAAUCAAUAUUGCCUUUAUUUGAAUCAAAAAAUAAUAUAAACAAAUAUAACCUAAAGAAUUUAAAUUAUUUUAAAAAUAAAUCUACAAAUUAUCAUGGAUCAAAUUUAAGAUCCAGUUCAAUAAAACAAUUUCGCUUAGAAUUGUUAAAAGAUAAAAAGAAGAUAAAUAAGGCUUUUAAAAAAUUACCUAGAAUUGAAACAGAUAUUACAGAUUCAAGACUUUUUGGACCUGAAAUACAGGAAUUAGAUAAUUCUAUUAAAAAUGAAGAUUUGGAACAAACAUUUUCGUCUGAUUCAGAAUGUCAAGAUAAUACAGAGACUACUUUUUUAUCAAAAGAUGAUAAAAUUUAUCCUAAAAUUCGUCAAAUAGAACGUAAAUCUGUACAAAGGUUAGAUUGUAUGGAUGUUAUAGAUAAAGGACCGCUUUCUAGGCAAAAAUUGCUGAAACAAAAAGUUGAUAUAUUAAAAAUGAGACUGUUUCCCUCUCUGUCUCCAUUACAUAAACAAAUUUUACAGUGGGAUAUAAGCUAUAAUGGAGAAAUUCCUCCUAGUGCUAAUAAACAGAUGUAUUUAGGAGUCGAGUAUAAAUUUCAGACAUCACAGACUUAUAUGAAUACAUUUGAACCUUUAUUGUUAUUGGAAUGUUGGCAACAAAUUAUUAAAGCUAAAGAGGAAAAUACAGAUCAAUCAUUUAAAAUAAAAAUAAUAAAUAGAGCUUCUGUUGAUGAAUUCAUAGAUCUUUAUGUUUUUAUUUCUUAUGAAAUAUUUUAUUCUGUUGUUAUUUCAGAUUCUGACAUUUUAGUAAUUUCAAAUACAUCAAAACCAUUGAAAGAAGUUAAUACUAUUUCAUGUUUAGCAAAAGUUCAAGCGAUUUCAAAAAAAGAUUCUAUUGAACUUACCUUAAGGACGUAUCCAUCAAAUGAAAUGAGCAUACUUCUUCGACCCAAUAAUGAGCUUUAUGGAGUUAAAUUAUUUAGUUUAAUUACAAUUCAAAGAGAAUAUUCUGCUUUGAAAAGUUUAGAAUAUUUGGAACUUCGUGAUGAUAUUAUUAAUGCUAAAGCUCAACCAUUUCCCUUAGUCCCUUCUAAUGAAAUUCAAUCUGCAAUGCUCGCUUAUAAUGUAAAUAAACCUCAAGCAGAAGCUAUUGUUGGUGUAACAAAUUCAACGGGUUUUCACCUUAUACAAGGGCCACCAGGAACAGGAAAAACGAGAACAAUUUUAGGCAUGAUUAAUGCAUUUCUUUCUAAAUCGAAAAAUAAAUCAGCUUGUCUUGGAAAAGUUCAAAAAGAUAGUCCUGUAUCUUCAAAAAUACUUGUUUGUGCACCUAGUAAUGCUGCUAUUGAUCAGAUUGUUUUACGUCUUAAACAAGGCUUUCGGAGUCCAGGAGGAACUAUUUAUUAUCCAAAAAUUGUUCGUGUUGGAUCGAAUGUAGCAAUUAAUGUUAAAGAUGUAAGCUUAGACAAUCUUAUAGAGAUAGAGCUUGCAAAAUCCAGUGUAAAAAUUGAACACGAUUAUCAGGCUACAAAUCAGGUAGUUUUAAGAGAACAGUUAAAUGAAAUUUUAAAGCAACGUGAUUCUCUACGUAAACAAUUAGAAGAUCAAUUAUCUGAACAAGAAAAAGGAAGUAUAGAAGUUAAAUUGAAAUCAUUGAAUUUACAGAAGAAUAACUUGGGUCAGCAACUUGAUGAAUUAAGAGAUCAGCAAAACAAUACUAGUAGAUCAUUAGAUAUCUCACGGCAUAAAAUACAAACCGAUAUCCUUACUAAUGCAGAUAUAAUUUGCAGCACGCUUAGUGGAAGUGGUUAUGAAUUUUUUGGAAAUUUAGCUUUUGAUUUUUCUACUGUUAUUAUUGACGAAGCAGCACAAUGUAUAGAACUUAGCACAAUAAUACCGUUAAGAUAUGGAUGCAAACUCUGUAUUCUUGUAGGGGAUCCUAACCAAUUACCACCUACAGUAUUUUCUCAAAUGGCUACAAAUUAUUCAUAUGAACAGAGUCUUUUUGUGAGAAUGCAAAAGAAUUGUCCUUCUUCAGUUCAUAUGUUAAGUAUACAAUAUCGUAUGCAUCCAUGCAUUAGCCAAUUUCCAAGCAAAUUUUUUUACUCAAAUAGGUUAAUUAAUGAUGAAGGUAUUGAGGAGAAAACUAAAAGAUCUUGGCAUCAAGUCGACUUAUUUGGUCCUUAUCGUUUUUUUGAUAUCCAUGGUUACGAAGAUGAAACUUCACGUUCUCCUUUUAAUCUCAUGGAAGCUCGAGCUACAUUAUUAAUCUAUGAUGCUAUUAUACGAAGCUUUCCUUCUAUAAAUUUUAAUGGUUAUUUUGGAAUUAUUACACCAUAUAAACAACAGCUUAAUAAAAUUAAAGAAUUGUUUAUAAAAAAAUAUGGAGAUUCCAUUUUGAAAAACAUCGAUUUUAACACUGUUGAUGGAUUUCAGGGUCAAGAAAAGGAUAUCAUUAUGUUAUCAUGUGUUAGGAGUUCUGCAAAGGGAAUUGGGUUUCUUUCUGAUAUUAGACGAAUGAAUGUAAGUUUGACUAGAGCUAAAUCUUCUAUGAUAAUAUUGGGUAAUGUUGAAACUCUUUCUGGUCACUUUUAUUGGCGUUCUCUUAUUGAGGAUGCUGAACAGCGAGGUUUACUUACUAAGUUUGAUGAUAUUUUAUUUGGAGUUUUAGAAAAGAAUGCUAAACAUGCUAGUUUUUGUAAUUCUAGUACAACACAUAAUAAAGAAAAAAUAUCUAAUGAAAUUGAUUCAGUUCAAGAAGAUAGUGGCAUUGUUAAAAAUUUUAUUGAGGAUUCUGAAAUAAAAACUCUUAAGAAUUCAUGUUUACAAAAAAAUAGUUUUUCUCAAAAUUCUGAUAUAUUUGGAAAUGAAGAAAAUAAAAAAGAGGUUAAUCCUGGUUUUAUAGUCCCAGUGGAAACGCCGUCUCAAAUUCCUUUUAUAAUUCAUAAAAAACGUGUAGCCCCUGAUAUUUUUAUACGUAGGCCUAAAAUUAAAAAAAAGUAA